This is a messenger RNA of Drosophila ficusphila, 1541 nucleotides long. RefSeq names its product periodic tryptophan protein 1 homolog (gene nclb). The record is from RefSeq and is a predicted model, not a curated record. The transcript has a single exon. Bases 91 to 1458 code for a protein of 455 amino acids. Gene Ontology annotation, cellular component: nucleus. Gene Ontology annotation, molecular function: protein binding. Gene Ontology annotation, biological process: rRNA processing. Lineage: Eukaryota; Metazoa; Arthropoda; Insecta; Diptera; Drosophilidae.
AAGCCACGGUCACUCUAUCUUCCUCGUUUGAACUGCACGUGUUGACUAUUUCGUUCGGUGGCUUAAACCUUUUUAUAACAUUUCCAAAUAAUGGCUGAAGAAGGACCUCCCGAGGCAAGCAUAGACUUUGUGCCCGCACUGUGCUUUGUGCCACGGGGCGUGGCCAAGGACCGUCCCGACAAAAUCGUACUGACGCAUGAGGAGCUAGCGAGGAUUAUCGGCGACACGCAGCAGGAAUUGGAUGAGGAGAGCGACGAUGAAGCGGUGGAGGGCGCUGACGCCGAUGGCAUGGAUGUGGAUGACCACGAGGAUGCCAACAGUGAAAACCGCAAUCCCCAAGACGAAUAUCAGUUCCAGGAGUACGACAACGAAGAAAAUGCCACAGUCACUAGUCUAGCCAACAUUGUAGAUGCCGGAGAACAAGUUCCCGAUGAGGACGAGGAUUCUGAGGCUGAGGACGAGGUGAUCAAGCCCAGCGACAACCUGAUUCUUGUGGGCCACGUCCAGGACGACGCUGCAUCCAUGGAGGUUUGGGUGUUUAACCAGGAAGAGGAGGCUCUUUACACGCACCACGACUUCUUGUUGCCCAGCUUUCCGCUCUGCAUUGAGUGGAUGAACCACGAUGCGGGAAGCGACAAGGCGGGCAACAUGUGCGCCAUCGGCUGCAUGGAUCCCAUUAUCACCAUCUGGGACUUGGAUAUCCAGGACUCCAUUGAGCCCACCUUUAAAUUGGGCUCCAAGGGCAGUCGCAAGCAGAACAAGGAGCAGUAUGGACACAAGGACGCCGUGCUGGAUCUGUCGUGGAACACCAACUUCGAGCACAUUCUGGCCAGUGGCUCUGUGGAUCAAACGGUGAUCCUGUGGGACAUGGACGAGGGACAACCGCAUACCACCAUCACUGCCUUCGGUGAGAAGGUUCAGUCGCUGGAGUUCCAUCCCACAGAGGCACAGAGCAUCCUGACCGGCUGUGCCGAUGGAUUUGUGAGGCUCUUCGAUUGCCGCGAUGCCGAUGCGGUUAACUCGUCCAGCGUCCAAUGGAAGGUCAAAGGAGAGGUUGAGAAGGUCCUGUGGCAUCCCACCCAAAAUGACUACUUCAUUGUGGGCACCAACGACGGUAGCCUUCACUACGCCGACAAGCGAUCGCCCGGCCAGGUGUUGUGGUCCAUCAAGGCGCACAACGAGGAAAUCUCCGGGGUGUGCUUCAACAGCCAAAUGCCCAACCUACUGACCUCCACCUCCACGGAGGGGACUCUAAAGGUGUGGAACUUCAACGGCACGGAGGCGAAGCACGUCUACGAGCACGAGUUCAACAUGGGUCGCCUGCAGUGCAUGCGCCAGUGUCCGGAGGAUCCCUACACCCUCGCUUUUGGCGGCGAGAAGCCUCCGCGAUGUGCGAUCUUCAACAUCAAGAACUCGGUGGCCGUUCGCCGGACGUUUGGCAUCGCGGAUGCCGAGUAGUUAAUGCUUUUAGCUGCGUAUUCAUUGGUGUAUAUGCUUUGUAUGACUUUUAAAUAAAUAUUAUAUUAUAAGGAUCCGAAAAA